This is a messenger RNA of Tetrahymena thermophila SB210, 753 nucleotides long. RefSeq lists its product as hypothetical. NCBI's taxonomy places the organism in Eukaryota, Ciliophora, Oligohymenophorea, Hymenostomatida, Tetrahymenidae. The transcript has a single exon. The record is from RefSeq and is a predicted model, not a curated record.
AUGAUCUUAACUCCUCUUCACUGCAAAGUCUUACAGCCAUAAUCUUGUGAAUUCAAAAUAGUAAAACAACCAUUCUUUAAGCCAAAAAAGAUUACCUCUUGUUAAUCUAAUCUUAAUUCUUGCGACUCUACAUCUACUUCUUCCUUUGAAAGUUAAAUAGAAAACCAAGAUAACUAAAUUAACACUUCUAUAAUUACAAUACAAACAUUUAAAGGAGUUAAUUCUUAAUUUAUAUUAAGUACCUGCUACAUGCAAAAUGAUGAGAAAUUUUCUUGCAACUACCUAUUCGAUAAGCAAGAUUAUUAAAAUUCUAAGUUGAUCCCCUUAGAGGUUAAAGCUUAAAAAGUAUUGAACACCGAUUUUUCUCAAGAAAUUGUAUAUCCUGUACCCAAAAAAAUGAUAAAAACAGAGAAUAAAAUAUAAUAAUCAAAGAAUGCAGCCAAGAAUAUUACAAAGGCUUUUAUAAGAUAUAUGAAAGAUAUCAAAGGAGAUGAUGAUAAAAACUACAAAGAACUAACCAAGUUUAUUAAAAAGCAUAAAUAUAAUAAUAAAAACUUAAAGACUAUUGCCCAGAAGCCAUCUUAUGCAUUGGAUUUCAAAAAUUUUUGUAAUGGACAAGCUCAAGAAUGGGUGGAUUCAUGCAACAUUUAAGACAAAGAGAUGCACUUAAGAAUAAUAAAUGCUUUUAAAAAUUAAGACUAUGAAAUGCUUAAAGAACAUAAGAAAAGAGUUAAAAAACGCUACUCUCUCUGA